Molecule: messenger RNA, 2284 nt
Organism: Ciona intestinalis (vase tunicate)
Lineage: Eukaryota; Metazoa; Chordata; Ascidiacea; Phlebobranchia; Cionidae
Product: NADH dehydrogenase [ubiquinone] 1 beta subcomplex subunit 3-like
Biological process (GO): mitochondrial respiratory chain complex I assembly; electron transport chain
Cellular component (GO): respiratory chain complex I; mitochondrion
Source: RefSeq, a predicted model, not a curated record
GUGAUAGUGACGUCAUAAUGGCUGCAACAAUUGACGAAAUAAAGGAAAGUUUUUUGGAAUUUGACGUCGAGAUAAACGAUGAUGAAAUUCUUGAAAAGUUUUUGUUUCUUUCAACUUUGUUUGGAAUGGACGCCGAGAGUUUGACAAACGAAUGGAUCGCGUUCCAGAGUCGGAACAACCACUGUGACGUCACAAUACAUCAACUGACAUUGUUGGAACGAGAAAUUACAAAUGUUCGAGCGAAAACUCGGAAAUCAGUGAAGCUUGAAACCCCCGUAAAACAGGAGAUUAAAAUGGAGUAUUGUGAUGUCAUAAAGAACGAUUCAUUAAAUAACAAUGACAGUUUGUUGGAGGAGAAAGUUAAACCGUCGCAAAUUUAUUCUUCGCGGACAAAUUCUGGGGAAGUUGUCGAUUGUUUUUGUUCAGGGGAAUCCCCGGGUGAAGGGGUGUGGCGGGGGGGGCGGGGCCGGGUGAAAGUGACAUGGGAGGGGAGGAAGAAGGGUAAAUAUAUGUUCCAGAGGAUGCAGGAGUCAUGUGAUGUCAACAAUGACCAUAUUGAGAUCGGGGGAAGUUUGAUCAUGGAGGAGAAUAAAGAGAUUGAAAGUUACGCUCCGUGCGGGGGGAACUCCCAAACCCCCGUUGUUAUAAUGGGGAGGGUGCGGUCUGAGGAUGGGGCAAAGUUAACCCCGCAUUCCGUCGCACUAGAGGGAGAUAGAGGGGUGUCAAGUGGGAGGGUAGGUGUGGUUGGGGUCGAGGGGUUGACUGAGUUCUCGUUGUUCCCGGGAAAGUUAGUCGCGAUGCGGGGGGUCAAUAUAGAUGGGAGGAAGUUCCACGUUUCCAAGAUAUUUAAUCUUCCAAGGAGGGUCGGGAGGAUGCGGGUGGGAGAUGGGAGCAAAGAAGAUCAUUUCACGAUCAUGGUCGCAUCCGGACCCUUUACUACAUCCGACUCUGAUGAUCACAAACCACUCCUGGACUUCCUGGAUGUUGUGACGAAGAUGCAACCAUCGCUCACUAUAUUUAUCGGCCCUCUAGUGGAGAAAGCAACUUCUGGCAAAACUUACGCUGACUCAGCGAAAUUUUGGACGUCGCACAUCAUAAACACCAUCAGUGACAUCACAGAGGUCGUAUUUGUUCCGUCACAACGCGAUUUAUUCCACCACCCAGUUUACCCCCAACCCCCAUACAACAUCCCGGGGUCAACGAAAGUUCACUUCGUUAGUAACCCGGCAACAAUCAUCGUUAACGACAAAAUUAAAAUCGGCGUCUCGUCAACGGACAUCCUCUUCCACUUGGUGGCAACAGAGAUCUCUCGUUCUGCAACAAAAAAAUCCGACAGAAUCGGUCGCUUGGUGUCCCAUAUAUUGAACCAGGGGAGUUUCUAUCCUCUCUAUCCUCCCGAUAAAUCUGUUAAUCUUGAUCUUCUAUCUUCCGAGGAUCACGGGAGGAUCCCCCCGGAUGUUGAUCUCGUGCUUCUCCCCUCCAACCUCCAGCACUUCAUCAAAGAUGUUGCAGGACAUAUUUGCAUCAAUCCCGGGAGGAUCGUGAAAGGGAAGAGCGGAGGAACUUACGCUCGCAUCCUCGUGGAUGAGGAUCGAUCAUGCGUGGCCGAGAUCAUCAAAAUAUGAUUUCUAUGUUUGGGUUAACGAACUGUUGGAGUUAACGCAAAUGGAAAUUCUAUGAUUUCUAUGUGAAAAGCCUUUCAUAAAAAUCUGUUAUUUUUUCAAAACGGCCCACUGCCAUGUUAUAUAUAUAUGAUUUCUAUGUUGCUUGUGAAAGUUCUCGAACUAUAACAUUUCUUGUUUUAAAAUUAAUAAUUUGAUAAACUGACAAACUUUCCAUGAAAACUUGAUUCCGCACAGCCAUGUUAUAUGUUUUCUAUUGCCACAAUCAUAACAUAGACAUUAUAUAAUAUUCGUAACUUUUUAUAAUAUAUUGUUGCAGACAGUUAAGAUGGUCGUUCAAUGGGAAGAUAUACCGAAGAAAUAUAAGCCCCAUUGGUCCCAGUGGAAAGUGGAAGGCACCCAACUUGAAGAUGUCCAACGUCGGUUGGCUGAGAAAGGAUUGAAGGAUCCAUGGUUGAGGAAUGAGGUUUGGCAAUAUAAGAUUCCAGAUCGAUUCACACGAAUUACCAAGACGUUUUCCCGUGGGAUGUUUUCCGGGUUCGUUUUAUUCGCCGGUAUCAUCAUGUUGGAGAAGAUGCGUUCGUCACCACCUAGUGACCAUCAUUAACUUUGUGACGUCAUUAUCUUUGAAUAAAUUAAAACUUUUCAUUUAAAUCACAAAA